UCCAGCUGGUGCCCUUGAAGUCAUCAUGAUGUGGUACCCACCAGCCACCCUCUCUCUGUUCCUGCUGCUGCUAGGCCAGGCCCCUCCCAAUAAGUCACAGUCACCAGGCACCAAGACGCUCCGACUGGUGGGCCCAGGGAGCAGGCCAGAGGAAGGCCGCCUGGAGGUGCUACACCAGGGCCAGUGGGGCACCGUGUGUGACGAUGACUUCGCUCUCCAGGAGGCCAUGGUAGCCUGCCGCCAGCUGGGCUUUGAGUCUGCCUUGACCUGGGCCCACAGUGCCAAGUACGGUCAAGGGGAGGGUCCCAUCUGGCUGGACAAUGUGCGCUGUCUGGGCACCGAGAGCACUCUGGACCAGUGUGGGUCUAAUGGCUGGGGUGUCAGUGACUGCAGCCACUCAGAAGACGUCGGGGUGGUGUGCCAUCCCCAGCGCCAGAGUGGCUUCCUCUCUGAGAGGGUCUCCAAUGCCCUCGGCCCCCAGGGCCGGCGGCUGGAGGAAGUGCGGCUCAAACCCAUCCUUGCCAGUGCCAAGCGGCACAGCCCGGUGACUGAGGGUGCCGUGGAGGUGCAAUACGAGGGCCACUGGCGACAGGUGUGUGACCAGGGCUGGACCAUGAACAACAGCAGGGUGGUGUGCGGGAUGCUGGGCUUCCCCAGCCAAGUGCCUGUCAACAGCCACUAUUACAGGAAAGUCUGGAAUUUGAAGAUGAAGGAUCCCAAGUCUAGGUUAAAGAGCCUGGCAAAUAAGAACUCCUUCUGGAUCCACCGGGUCAGCUGUCUGGGGACAGAGCCUCACCUGGCCAACUGCCAGGUGCAGGUGGCUCCAGGACGGGGCAAACUUAGGCCAGCCUGUCCAGGUGGCAUGCAUGCUAUAGUCAGCUGUAUUCCUGGGCCCCGCUUUCACUCACCAAAGGGGAAGCCCCGGCGCAAGGAGCCCCGGGCAGAGGAGCUGAAGGUGCGCCUGCGCUCCGGGUCCCAGGUGGGCGAGGGCCGGGUAGAAGUGCUUGUGAACCGCCAGUGGGGCACCAUCUGCGACCACCGAUGGAACCUCAUCUCUGCCAGUGUUGUAUGUCGCCAGCUUGGCUUUGGAUCCGCACGCGAAGCCCUGUUUAGGGCCCAGCUGGGCCAAGGGCUUGGGCCCAUUCACCUGAGUGAAGUGCGCUGCAGGGGUUACGAAUGGACCCUCAGUGACUGCCUCGCCUUGGAAGGGCCCCAGAAUGGCUGUCAACAUGAGAAUGAUGCUGCCGUCAGGUGCAACAUCCCAGAUAUGGGCUUCCAGAAUCAGGUGCGCUUGGCAGGUGGGAGAAGCCAGGAGGAGGGUGUGGUGGAGGUGCAGGUGGAGGUGAAUGGGAUCCAACGCUGGGGGACCGUGUGCAGUGACCACUGGGGACUCACCGAGGCCAUGGUGGUCUGUCGACAGCUCGGCCUGGGUUUUGCCAACUUUGCUCUCAAGGAUACCUGGUACUGGCAGGGGACACCAGAGGCUGGAGAGGUGGUGAUGAGUGGAGUGCGCUGCUCAGGGACAGAGUUGGCCCUGCAGCAGUGUCAGAGGCAUGGGCCCGUGCACUGCUCCCAUGGCACCGGGCGCCUUUCAGCAGGAGUCUCCUGCACCAACAGUGCUCCAGACCUGGUGAUGAAUGCCCAGCUGGUGCAGGAGACGGCUUACCUGGAGGACCGCCCACUCAGCCUUCUGUACUGUGCCCAUGAAGAGAACUGCCUUUCUCAGUCUGCUGACCAUAUGGACUGGCCCUAUGGACACCGGCGCCUAUUGCGCUUCUCCUCACAGAUCUACAACCUGGGCCGGGCUGACUUUCGCCCCAAGACUGGGCGCCACAGUUGGAUUUGGCACCAGUGCCAUAGGCACUACCACAGCAUCGAGGUCUUCACCCACUACGACCUGCUCACACUCAAUGGCUCCAAGGUGGCUGAGGGGCACAAGGCCAGCUUCUGUCUAGAAGACACAAACUGUCCCACAGGACUGCAGCGGCGCUAUGCGUGUGCCAACUUUGGGGAACAGGGAGUGACUGUAGGCUGCUGGGACACCUACCGGCAUGAUAUUGAUUGCCAGUGGGUGGAUAUCACAGAUGUUGGCCCAGGUGACUACAUCUUUCAGGUGGUUGUGAAUCCCACAAGUGAGGUGGCAGAAUCUGAUUUCUCCAACAAUAUGAUGCGCUGCCGCUGCAAGUAUGAUGGGCAGCGGGUCUGGCUGCACAACUGCCACACAGGAGAUUCAUACCGAGCCAAUGCAGAACUCUCCCUGGAGCAGCAACGACUCAGGAACAACCUUAUCUGAAGCCAUCACUG
This is a messenger RNA of Fukomys damarensis (Damara mole-rat), 2304 nucleotides long. RefSeq names its product lysyl oxidase like 4 (gene Loxl4). The coding region runs from base 26 to 2293 and encodes 755 amino acids. Gene Ontology annotation, molecular function: protein-lysine 6-oxidase activity; copper ion binding. The record is from RefSeq and is a predicted model, not a curated record. Gene Ontology annotation, cellular component: membrane. The transcript has 15 exons. Lineage: Eukaryota; Metazoa; Chordata; Mammalia; Rodentia; Bathyergidae. Gene Ontology annotation, biological process: peptidyl-lysine oxidation.